This is a messenger RNA of Alternaria atra, 621 nucleotides long. RefSeq lists its product as uncharacterized. The transcript is spliced from 2 exons. NCBI's taxonomy places the organism in Eukaryota, Fungi, Ascomycota, Dothideomycetes, Pleosporales, Pleosporaceae. The record is from RefSeq and is a predicted model, not a curated record. The coding region runs from base 1 to 621 and encodes 206 amino acids.
AUGCAUACUCAAGCCAUUAUCCUCGCGGCCCUGCCUCUCAUGGCUCACGCCGUCGAAAUCAUCCAAUUCGCAAUCUUUGAAGAUACUACCCCCAAUACGGAGUGCAACCUUGACCUUGACGGCGCCUACUUCAUGUGCAGCGACAUUCCCGCUGAAACCUGCUGCGCGAAUUUCUGGCCGACUACAACUUCUAUUCUAGGUCGCGGUCUCAACAACGACCAGACUGAUGGCCGCGAUCCAGACUCCUUCGCCGUGUUCAAUGGCGAGGGCGGAGACCCCUGUGCCGUAACUACAAAGAGUUACUGUGGUGGCGGCGGUGGAUUUGAGAACUUCUGCUGGGCUACUGGUGAGGGUGAAGGAGGAUGUGGUUCGAAGCAGACCGGAGGUUCGCUGUGGCACAGUGGUGAUGAACACCUGAAUGGGAGGUUCGCGAAGAGGGCUGUGGGUGCUGUAAACCCCAACGUUGCCGGCUUCUGGGACGCAGCUGCGGGAAGGCAUCGCCAGUUCAAGAUUGGGGGUGGCGUACCUGCUAAUGUUACCGCUGUGCUUGUCGAAGCCGUGAAAGGGAAUGUUGAGUAUGGUAGUUUGAGUGAGGUAGUAAAGACUUUUGAGAUUAAUUAA